AUGACGACGGACAAUAUCUAUGAAAAUGCUGAUGCUAUAAGAGGUGAAAUCACAGAAGACACAGGACACUCGAGAACAACGAGACUACAGCCACCUGAACUUACAGGAAGUGGUUGUGUGAGGAUUAGAUGCUCCAGAGCAGCUGCAGUGUGUUUGGUGCUGCUGUGUGUUCUUCUGCUGACUGCAGCCAUAGUGCGGUGUGUCAUGUUCACUCAAGAGAGAAAGCAGCUCAUUCAAGAGAGAGACCAGCUACUAAUCAAGAUUACCAACUUCACAGAAGAGAAAGACCAUGUUCUGUUCAAGUUUACCAAUAUCACAAAAGAGAAAGAUCAGCUUCUGACCAAGAUUACCAGCAUCACAGAAGAGAGAGACCAGCUUCUGACCAAGAUUACUAACCUCACAGAGGAAAAUGAUCAGCAACUAUCCAAGAUUACCAGCAUCACAGAAGAGAGAGACCAUCUUCUGACCAAGAUUACUAACCUCACAGAGGAAAAUGAUCAGCAACUAUCCAAGAUUAGCAGCAUCACAGAAGAGAAAGACCAGCUUCUGACCAAGAUUAGCAGCAUCACAGAAGAGAAAGACCAGCUUCUGACCAAGAUUAGCAGCAUCACAGAAGAGAAAGACCAGCUUCUGACCAAGAUUAGCAGCAUCACAGAAGAGAAAGACCAGCUUCUGACCAAGAUUGCCAACCUCACAGAGGAAAAUGAACAGCAACUAUCUAAGAUUACCAGCAUCACAGAAGAGAAAGACCAGCUUCUGACCAAGAUUACCAGCAUCACAGAAGAGAGAGACCAGCUUCUGACCAAGAUUACUAACCUCACAGAGGAAAAUGAUCAGCAACUAUCCAAGAUUACCAGCAUCACAGAAGAGAGAGACCAUCUUCUGACCAAGAUUGCCAACCUCACAGAGGAAAAUGAUCAGCAACUAUCCAAGAUUACCAGCAUCAGAGAAGAGAAAGACCAGCUUCUGACCAAGAUUACCAACCAAACAGAAGAGAGAAUCCAGCUAAUAAUUGAACUCCUGAGUGUUAGGAAUAAUGAGCUAAUAGUUAAACUGGUUGUGUUAACAGACGGAUGGAUUUACAAUCAAUCCAGUCUUUACUUCAUUUCCUCUGAGAAGAAGAACUGGAUUGAAAGCAGAAGAUACUGUACAGAGAGAGGAGCAGAUCUGAUCAUCGUAAACAACAGAAAGGAACAAGUGCGGGUCAAAACCCAUCUGUCAAGACGCUUGUCCACUUGCUGUCCGCCCCAUCAGCCCAACGAUUGUGCUGGAGAACCACAAGUCACAGAAAAAGAGAAUGUCAUAAUCAACUGGAACAGCAUGAGGUAUCGUUCACAGCAUGUUGUUAAGAACAUGAUAGCAUCUGGAAUGAUCCAUGUUAGUUAUUAUGGUUUCUGGAUUGGUCUGACUGACAGUGAUGUGGAGGGUAGAUGGAAAUGGGUUGAUGGCACCAACAUGACCUAUGAGUUCUGGUGGUCUGGACAGCCUGAUAAUUACAAUGAUGAAGACUGUGCUAUGACUUCUUCAGCAGGAUGGAAUGAUUAUCCAUGUAGUGGAGUAUUAGGAUGGAUCUGUGAGAAGAUUGUUUUUAAAUGACACAUUUCAAUAAAUA
Megalobrama amblycephala (Wuchang bream) is the source of this 1612-nucleotide messenger RNA. Its product is annotated as C-type lectin domain family 4 member M-like. Bases 1 to 1596 code for a protein of 531 amino acids. The transcript has 7 exons. Lineage: Eukaryota; Metazoa; Chordata; Actinopteri; Cypriniformes; Xenocyprididae. The record is from RefSeq and is a predicted model, not a curated record.